UUUGGGACAAGCUGGCCGCUUCCGGUUCACAGAGUUGAUCAUCGCAGCUUCCUCCUCUGUGUUGUCGGCCAGCACAUUCAAAGCAGCUCUGAUGCUUCUUCCUCCAGCUCUCUUCCUAUUUCCUCCCACAACUUCAACAUCUUAUUUUCCACACAAGACUCUUAUCGUGUUGUAUUACAUUGCAUCUUAGCCUUCGUAUACACUUUACCAGAUUCAGAGUCGGCACUAUGCGUAUGCUGAAUUGGGCCCUCCCCGUUUGGGGUCUUGCAGCGUGCACGACUGCCCGGAACAUCAUCACUCUGCAGUCGAACCAUCAGGUGUCCCCAAUUAUUCCUCGCCCCCAGGACGAUGUUAGCAUUCAGCCACUUGCAGUGCGUGCACCAGCUGGCAUUCGAUGCGGCUCCGGGGUUGGCAAAUGUCCAGAGAAACUUUGCUGCUCCACUGCCGGCUAUUGUGGAGAUUCCAGGGACCACUGCAGCUCUCCUGACUGCCAAAUCGACUACGGCUAUUGUGACGCGCACAUGACCCCAGGCGGAUCCUCCACCGAAGACAUUCCCCGUCCUCUUGACGGGGCUGCCCUUUACGGACCUAAUAUCAUUCGAUCCUGCACUGUCCCGGGUACUGUCGCUCUAACCUUCGAUGACGGGCCCAAGGAGUUCACAAAGGAUCUACUCGAUCUUCUUGACCGGUACGAAGCGAAGGCGACCUUCUUCAUCACCGGCAACAACAACGCCAAAGGUCAGAUUGACAGCCCUGGAAUGCCAUGGGCAGGCUUGAUUCGACGUAUGCACGAGAGUGGCCAUCAGCUUGCCAGCCACACCUGGUCUCACCAGGAUCUUAGCAAGAUCUCACGGUCCCAGCGUCGCAUUCAGCUGUUGUGGAAUGAGGCCGCUCUGCGGAACAUUCUGGGAUUCUUCCCUACAUACAUGCGCCCUCCUUAUUCUAGCUGCACGGCCGAGUCCGGCUGCCUGGCGGAUAUGGGGGAGCUUGGCUACCAUAUCAUUCUAUAUGAUAUCGACACAGAGGAUUACAAGCACGACAGUCCAACGGAAAUCCAACGCUCCAAGGAUAUCUUCGAUAGUAGUCUGGAUGCUCGGACUGCCUUUGACCGUCCCUGGCUUGUGAUUGCUCAUGAUGUUCAUGAGCAGACCGUCCAUAACCUCACGGAGCACAUGUUGAAAAAGCUCACCGCCGAAGGAUUCCGACCAGUGACGGUGGGUGAGUGUCUUGGAGACCCUCCCAAGUACUGGUACCGUGAAGACAACACUGUCGAUGGCCGCAACUCGAGAAAGGAGGUCUUCCAGGUUCCCUCGAAGAUAGUCUCAUUCGACGGGAUGUGUGGCGGCAAUGUCACAUGCGAUGGGUCCCGCUUUGGGCCUUGCUGCAGUGGAACCGGAUUCUGUGGCAACUUGACCACGUUCUGUGGCGAGGGCUGUCAGAUUGACAACGGAGUUUGUGACAGCAAAAAGGAGGUCGUUGUCGCUGAAGAAGAUCACGCCGACUUCCGACCAUCUAGCAAAGUCAUAUCGAAGGGGAAGCCUGCCAAGUCGGGUGCGAGUCGUAUGCUCCAGCCUUCGAGAUUUCCCAUCGAGCUUGCGGUAUUGCCUUUGCUUGCUGUGCUGAUUGGAUAAGUCAGGGAUCGAGAGCCUAGCAUACUAGACUUGGCAUGGUACGUCAUUGAUAUCCUGGGUGCAGCCUGAUCACUAUGAUUGUGAGUCUGCAUGUUUAAUAGGCUGAGCUUGUGCUUUGUAAGACGUUUGUACACUCCUUUGAGCAUUGAUAAGAAUGUUAUGAAGCUUGAUCAUGAGGGUCACUGGAGAGCAAUGAUGAUCAUUUCUGGUUCAUUGGCAGCUUAUAGAAGCAUCCCGUCGUGGCCUUA
This is a messenger RNA of Aspergillus aculeatinus CBS 121060, 1879 nucleotides long. Its product is annotated as chitin deacetylase CDA6. Lineage: Eukaryota; Fungi; Ascomycota; Eurotiomycetes; Eurotiales; Aspergillaceae. The transcript is spliced from 2 exons. The record is from RefSeq and is a predicted model, not a curated record. Bases 228 to 1631 code for a protein of 467 amino acids. Gene Ontology annotation, molecular function: chitin binding; hydrolase activity, acting on carbon-nitrogen (but not peptide) bonds. Gene Ontology annotation, biological process: carbohydrate metabolic process.